Molecule: messenger RNA, 1603 nt
Organism: Oryzias melastigma (Indian medaka)
Lineage: Eukaryota; Metazoa; Chordata; Actinopteri; Beloniformes; Adrianichthyidae
Product: galectin-4
Exons: 15
Coding region: 219-1505 (428 amino acids)
Molecular function (GO): carbohydrate binding
Source: RefSeq, a predicted model, not a curated record
GACUUGAAAUGACUCGUAUUCUGUGUUUUCUGGGCUUUGAAUCCUCGUUUAGCUCUAGAAACGUCUGCAGAAGAUGAUGAAACCGUUCUGGUCAAAGCCAGAAUGAACUCCUGACCUCCUGUGACUGUUUGAUCACAUCUGAGACAUUUACUCGUGUUUGUUAUUCCAGGAUCUACAAUAAGUCACAUUUAUCUGUCAGUUUCCUGUUUGUUCAUGUGAUGGAUGACCAGCGAUCUGUCGCGCUGCACUUUUCUGAUGAAAGGAAAUCUCUGCCAAUGGCUAACAGAGCAGCCACACCUCUGUGUCCUCUGGCUGAUUCAUGCAGAGGUGAGUUCUCCUCUAACGUGGGUAUAAAAGGAGGCAGGAAUCCGUCUGCUGCUGAGCAAACCUCGUUUCCUGUCAUCCUCACCGUCCUGCUGCGAACCGCCAUGACGUUCGUUCCUCCUCCAGGUUACCAGCCCGUCUACAACCCUAGAAUUCCGUAUCUCGGACCGAUCCGUGGAGGCCUGAGAGAAGGGAUGUCCAUCUCCAUCCUGGGCUCCAUUCCUAAGGACAUCUCCAGGUUCCACAUCAACCUGCGGUGCAGCGAGUCCGAGUCGGGCGACAUCGCCCUGCACUUCAACCCCCGCUUUGACGGCUGGGACAAAGUGGUCUUCAACGCCUUCAAGGACGGGUCCUGGGAGUCGGAAGAGAAGAUCCGCAGGAUGCCCUUCACCGAGGGCCACGCCUUCGAGACGCUCAUCGGGAUCAGCGCAGAGGGUUACGAGGUUAAAGUCAACGGGAAAGAGUUUCACACUUUCAAACACCGUCUACCUGUGCAGCAGGUCCGUGCUAUACAGGUAGAAGGAGACGUUUCCAUCCAGAGCAUCAUCGUUAUCGGGGGAGGAACAGCAGGAGGAAGUCCAGGAUGUGGAAUGGGGGGAGGAUAUCCUGGAGGAAUGGGACAGGGAGGGUACCCUGGAGGUUCCAUGGGGGGUGGAUAUCCAGGAGGACAAGCAGGAGGUUCAGGGGGAGGAUAUCCAGGAGGCUGCGUGGGCGGAAAGGGGCCCGGAGGUUUUCCAGGAUCCAAUCUGCCGGGUUUGGGCGGACAGCCGAUUCACAACCCAGUUGUUCCUUUCUCCACCAUCAUCCCUGGAGGAAUGCACCCUAAGAAGACCUUCAUCAUCCGAGGCCAGGUGCCGUUCGGAGCGGACAGGUUUGCCAUCAACUUUGUGGCGAGCAGGUCUGGAAACAUGAUCCUCCACCUGAACCCCCGGCUGAGGAAGGGGGAGGUGGUUCGCAACAGCUUGAUUGGAGGCGACUGGGGCAAAGAGGAGCGCCAGCUCAGCACCAACCCCUUCAGGGAGGGGCAGUUCUUUGACAUGUCCAUCCGCUGCGGAAACCAGAAGUUCAAGGUGUUUGUGAACGGAGAGCACGUGUUCGACUUCUCUCACCGGACGUCCUUCCACGAGAUCGACACUCUGGAGAUCCGCGGCGACGUGCAGAUCUACUACGUCCACUUCUAGGACACAGUGUUGCAGAGCCCGGAUCUAGAAGUUUUGUAAAUCAGAAAAACGUGUGAGGAAGCGGUUGUAAAGCAGAGAUGUUUGGCCUGACGCCGUCA